Messenger RNA from Branchiostoma floridae (Florida lancelet), 2295 nucleotides. RefSeq names its product zinc finger protein 135-like. Bases 4 to 1359 code for a protein of 451 amino acids. Gene Ontology annotation, cellular component: nucleus. NCBI's taxonomy places the organism in Eukaryota, Metazoa, Chordata, Leptocardii, Amphioxiformes, Branchiostomatidae. Gene Ontology annotation, biological process: regulation of transcription by RNA polymerase II. The transcript has a single exon. The record is from RefSeq and is a predicted model, not a curated record. Gene Ontology annotation, molecular function: DNA-binding transcription factor activity, RNA polymerase II-specific; RNA polymerase II transcription regulatory region sequence-specific DNA binding.
GGCAUGGCAACGUCAUGGCAUGGGUCUCCCAUUAAAGUAAAGCAGAGUUCCUUCGAUGGGUCUCCCGCCGGGGUUUCCCAGAUGGACUUUGACCGCACAUCAAGUAAUACCGAAAACCAGACGACAGACAAAAAGGUCAACUUGAUUACUAAAAAAGUCGACUUGAACAGUGCUAGUGAGCAUGCAGAAGACAAACCCCACAAGUGUGACCGCUGUGACUAUUCUACACCAUGGGGAUCAAGCAUAGACUGUCAUCCCUACAUGUGUGGGCAGUGUGGGUACAGGACGGUAAACAAAGGUCACCUAUCCAAACACAUGAGAAUCCACACAGGAGAAAAACCCUACAAGUGUGACCAGUGUGAUUAUUCUACAGCAGAGAAAGGCAAUUUGAUCAGACAUAUUACAGCAAAACACAAUGGAGACAAACCCUACAUGUGUGGGGAGUGUGGGUACAGAGCUGCUAUAUGGUCUACUUUGUCCCAACACAUAAGAACCCAUACAGGUGAAAAACCCUACAAGUGUGACCAGUGUGACUAUUCUGCAGCACAGAAAGGUACUUUGGACAAGCAUAUAGCAGCCACACACAGUGGUGAGAAACCCUACAAGUGUGAUCAGUGCGACUAUUCUGCAGUACAGAAGGUCCUUCUGGCCAACCACAUAGCAGCAAAACACACUGGUGAGAAACCUUACAUGUGUGGGGAGUGUGGGCACAGAACAACUCAUAAAUCUAUGUUAUUGAUACAUAUGAGAACCCAUACAGGAGAAAAACCCUACAAGUGUGACCAGUGUGACUAUUCUGCAGCACAGAAAUCCACGUUGGACUAUCAUAUGACAGCAAAACACACUGGUAAGAAACCCUACAAGUGUGACUAUUCUGCAGCACAGAAGGCCACUCUGGACAACCAUACAGCAGCAAAGCACACUGGAGAGAAACCCUACAUGUGUGGGGAGUGCGGGUUCAGAACAGCUCAAAAGUCUCAGCUAUCCAGGCAUAUGCGAAUCCAUAUCGGAGAAAAACCCUACAAGUGUGACCAGUGCAACUAUUCCGCAGCGCAGAAAUCCACUUUGGACCAUCAUAUGGCAGCGAAACACACUGGUGACAAACCCUACAUGUGUGGGGAAUGUGGGUACGGAACAGCUCACAGGGCUAACUUGUCCAAACACAUGAGAACACAUACAGGAGAAAAACCCUACGCGUGCGACCAGUGCGACUAUUCUGCAGCACAGAAAAACACUUUGGACUACCAUAUGAAAGCAAAGCACACUGUUUAUAAAUCCUACAUGUGUGGGGAGUGUGAGUUUAGGACAGCUCGGAAGUCAAACUUGUCCAAACACAUGAGAACCCAUACAAGCGAAUAACGAAAUAGUUUUUUUUUCCAGUACUUUACAAAACACAUUGGAUAACACCGUUCAGUGUCACCACUCGUGGACUUGAAAGAUGAUAAUGCGUGUGAAACUUGGCUUGGUUAUUUCUAACUUACAAUGUUGAUGGAAGUCAACUGUGUAAGAAUUGUAGAAAGGCGUAAAGGUUGAUUAGAUGAUAAGUUGAUAGAUUUUUUAAAAGGCGUUCAAAGCAAGUUGAUGCAUCUAAACUGCGGUUUUCUUACUUUGUAUAUUCCUAAAAACUGUACCGUUAGGCCCACUAGCUUUGAAAAUGUUGUCUUUUAAAAGUUUAGAAUAGGUAGAUUCAGUUGUGAAUACCAGCAAAAGUGUGGUCUCGAUGAAGUACGUUUGAACAAUUACGAUAGUAUAAAUGAUUUUCACAACUUUUUUUGUCAACUAACCUACAAGACCAGUGUUAAUGGUGGAAUGAAGGAGGCGCACACAAUUUAAAACUUGAUAAUUAUUUUCUGAAAUGCUAGUUCUUGUUCUUACGAAUUAAACUGUGCACUUUAGUCCACUCAUAUAUUGAAGUUUUUCAACUGACCUGUUUAUACUAAGAUUUACAAUCUAACUGUAUACUAAGUAUUCCUAAUAUCUAUUUUUUUAAACUAACCUGUUUAUAUUCUUUAAGUGUUACUCACUAUAUAAUUAGCUGUACAGUUCUCAGAAAGCAACUGCAAACUGUAUAAAAUAAGAUACACAUCAACUUGGUACAGUUACUUUUUUGGUUUUGUUCCACAGAGUAAAUAAAAACUGCAUUUGAAGCAAAUGUUGUCAACCAUUCAGAAACCAUCCAGACCAAUUAUAAGACUGAAGACUCGGGUUUUAGCUCAUCUAUGGUAGAAUAGAAUGUUUACCGUAAAACGUUGUUGUCUGCGAUUCUAUUUCAAUGCGCUCUAAUUACCUAUAAAA